Messenger RNA from Thecamonas trahens ATCC 50062, 1771 nucleotides. RefSeq lists its product as uncharacterized. The transcript has 2 exons. Gene Ontology annotation, cellular component: U2-type catalytic step 1 spliceosome; Prp19 complex; cytoplasm. NCBI's taxonomy places the organism in Eukaryota, Apusomonadida, Apusomonadidae. Gene Ontology annotation, biological process: DNA repair; protein ubiquitination; mRNA splicing, via spliceosome. Gene Ontology annotation, molecular function: protein binding; ubiquitin protein ligase activity. The coding region runs from base 12 to 1694 and encodes 560 amino acids. The record is from RefSeq and is a predicted model, not a curated record.
CUUCGCACAUCAUGUUCUGCUCCCUGUCGAACACGGUGGCUAAGGAGCCUGUGGUGGACCCGGCUACGGGGUAUGUGUACGAGAAGCGGCUCAUUGGGCAGCAUCUGGAGAGCGACGGACGCUGUCCGCACACCGGCAAUCCGCUGGGCAUGGAUCAGCUGAUCGAGGUGGUGGCACCAAAGACGGCCUUUGCGGCGCCCCGCCCGCCCUCAGCCAACUCCAUCCCGGGCAUGCUCGCUGCCUUUCAGGCAGAGUGGGACGCGGUCAUGCUCGAGUCGUUCCAGGUCAAGCAAGCACUGCUGGCCACCCGCCAGGAGCUGGCUCAUGCCCUGUACAAGAACGACGCAGCUGCUCGGGUCAUUGCCCGCCUGGUGCGCGAGCGCGAUGAGGCCCGCGCCGCACUGACGGCCCUCAACAAGUCGAUUCCGGCCUCGCUCCCGACGCCUGCCACCAGCGGUGGAGCUGCGGGCAACGGGACGGACUCGGGCGUGGCGGCAAUGGACGUGGCUGGCGAGGCAGCUCCGGCUCCUUCGGCGGCUGCUGCAGCUCCAGCAGCAGGCGACGGCCCGGCGGAUGUCUUCUCGCCGGCCGAGUUCAAGGCGUUGAGCAAGGCGGGCAAGGCGGUGCGCAAGCUGCGGAAGAAGGCAGUGCCACCGCCGGACAUGGCUACGACGUCGAUGGUGGCUGAGUUUGCGGCGGCAGAUGAGGUGCCGCUCACCCACGUCUUCCCUGCAGACAAGGGCGGGAUCUCGGUGGCGGUGCCGGUGGCCGCGGGCGUGGCUGCGGGUGAGCACGUGGCGAGUCACGGACAGACGCUUGUGGUCGGCUCAGGCCACGGAGUGGUCAAGAUUGCAUCGGCGGUGGACGGGAGUGUGGUGGCGACGCUGCGCGGGCACAAGGGGCGUGUGACGGCGGCGGCGGCGGUGGCCGACGGGGCAAGCGUUGUGUACACGGCGUCGAGCGACGGGAGCGCGCGGAUGUGGACCCGCGAUGAAAGCGGGAGCUACCACAAGACCCAUUUGCACAACAAGGUGCACAAUGGAGCGGUGACCGGCGUCGACGUCCACCACACCGGCAAGCUGUACGUGACGAGCUCGGACGACGGGACGCUGGCGCUGUACUCGGCGAGCGACGGCGCUGUGGUGACGCAGAAGGGCGCCGAGGCGCGCGGCGGCAACACGGCGCCGCUCCACGCGGUCGCCUUUCACCCAGACGGGCUCAUCCUUGGUGCGGCCUCCGAGGCUGGAUGUGUUGAGAUCUGGUCGCUGCAGACGAUGGCCCGGAUUGCCGAGCUGGCGGCACCUGCGGGCGCCGGCAGCUGCACCCACGUGGCGUUCUCGGAGAUCGGGUACGUGGUUGCCGGCGGCUUUGCCGACGGCACGGUCUGUGCCUUUGACCUGCGCAACCAGCAGGUCUUCCGCGUCCUCCGCCACUCGGCGCCGGUCUCGGCGCUCGGCUUUGACGCCACCGGAACGUACCUUGCGGUGGGCGUGGGCGAGCAGGUGGCCAUCUACGGCAGCAUGGAUCCUGCCGCUGACGACGGCGACGACGCACCGGAGCAGUCUCCGGCGGCGAUCGUCACCCUCAACUCACCCGAGGGCGCGGCUACCGCAGUCGUCUUUGCGCCCAAGGCCGCCGCGCUGUACGUUGCAUCGGACUCUGGAACCGUCCACGUCUUCACGCCGCAGAGCUAAGCCAAAGUAAUGUAGAGACAGACCAUCACCGGGUGCGAGGGAGGGAGAGGCGGAGGCGGAAUGAAUUUGGUCGCAGA